Ceratina calcarata is the source of this 3395-nucleotide messenger RNA. It is a transcript of the gene vari, whose product is annotated as MAGUK p55 subfamily member vari. The transcript is spliced from 8 exons. The record is from RefSeq and is a predicted model, not a curated record. NCBI's taxonomy places the organism in Eukaryota, Metazoa, Arthropoda, Insecta, Hymenoptera, Apidae. Gene Ontology annotation, molecular function: protein binding.
UAUAGGUCCCGUUGCGGUCUUCCUCGUUCGUUCAGUUGGCCGCGAUCACCGGCGAUCUAUGAAUAGAUCCGGGGAUCUUCGACUACCAUUUUGAUUUCGCGUCAACCAAAGAUCGAUCGACGUAGACGAAGAGCACGUGAAACGUCUGUGAGCAAACAAUGACAAGGUCGUCGAUCGAUCGAGGAUUCAGAGAAGAGAAAGUUCGUCGGCGGAGCGCACGGGGUUGGGACCCAUGCUGAUCGUGAUGCCGCUUGUCGAUGGGAGUCACCUGAGACUGCGUACCGUCCACAAGGAUGAAGAACAGCAAAUCGAUGAUGGACAUCGAGGACAUCUGCGGAUGCUCGAGAUUGCCCUCGAUCAUAUUGAGGAAGGAGCUGCCGUAUCUCAACUCCACUUCCGCUGCCUUUAUGCAUGUGCGGGACAACCUGGAGGAGCUGGGCAAAGUGGCCGACGACACAGACCUGCUGUUCCUCAAAGGUCUCUUGGACAGUCCCGUAGUUACGUCUCUAGUGAAGGUCCAGGAGCGUCUGGAGGAUCCACCGCUCCACGUGGAACCGGUAUGCUUGUCCGUCUGUGAUAUCGUCGACGAGGUUUGCCACGCGCUCCGCUCCUCGAGGGACGAGAACGCGCGCGAGCUUGUGCGAUUGCUGAGAAGCUCGCAUUUGAAAGCGCUUCUUGAGACGCACGACGCGGUCGUCGAACGGAAGGAAUCGCCACCGAAGCCGGAGCAACCGCCGCCGACUAUGCCCACCAACGAGAGGACGGAGGCUGUCAGAAUGGUUGGCCUCAGGAGGCAACCUAACGAACCCUUAGGUUUGACGGUGCAAGUCGACGAAUCUGGCAACUUAAUUAUCGCCAGGAUCCUGGGAGGAAGUACAGCUGCGAAGCAAGGACUUCUGAGGACAGGCGAAGUGAUCCUCGAGGUGAACGGAAAGGAUGUGCAUAACCCGGAGGAACUUCAGGAAGCCAUUCACGACGCGAAGGAGAAUUUGACGCUGAAAUUGGCACCUGGAAUUGCGAACGAUGCCAAUCGACCUGUGAAAUCCACGGUGAGUCGUUUAUUAAAAUCAUGAUUACGAUAUUCGACGUGUUAGUUGAGAGCGCUAUUCGAUUACGAUCCGUCGGAGGACACGCUGUUACCCUGCAGGGAAAUCGGACUUCCGUUUCAAAAGGGUGACGUGCUGCAAAUCGUGGACCAGGCGGACCCGAACUGGUGGCAAGCAAGGCGAGUAGAGGGCGAAGGCCUAGGCUCGCCCGGGCUAAUCCCGUCGUUAGAGCUCGAAGAGCGACGGAAAGCGUUCGUUCCGCCGGAAGCGGACUUCGUACAUAAAAUAAGUAUCUGUGGGACCAAGAUCUCCAAGAAGAAGAAGAGGAAAAUGUACCAAUCGAAGUCGAACGGUGAAUUCGACAGCGCGGAGUUGCUGUUAUACGAGGAAGUGGCAAGGAUGCCGCCGUUCAGGCGUAAAACCUUGGCUUUGGUCGGCCCGAGGGGCGUCGGUCGAAGGACUUUGAAAAACAGACUGAUCAACAGCGACCCUGAGAAAUUCGGCACCAUUGUCCCGUUUACUUCAAGGUCGCCCAGAGUGCUCGAGGAGGAUGGCAAGAGUUACUGGUUUACCGAUCGCGAGUCGAUGGAAACGGACAUCAGAGAACAUCGAUAUCUAGAAUACGGAGAACACAGUGGCCAUUUAUAUGGCACUAAACUGGAUUCCGUGCGAGAACUGAUCAGGGCCGGAAAAAUGUGCGUUUUGGACUGCAGUCCGGCUGCCUUGAAGAUACUUCACAACAGCACGGAAUUCAUGCCCUACGUCAUUUUCAUAGCGGCACCCGGGAUGGAGCAAUUGAAAUGGCUGUACGAUUUGGCAAGAUCGACUGGAACGAGCAAUCGCAACUUGACGUUUGACCGCCAGAGUUCCAUCAGGUACAGCUCGAGAAGAGCCAGAACGCUGGAGUCCCUCGCAUCCCUGUACGAGGAGGACGAUCUGAAGGCCACUUUGGAAGAAUCCGCAGCUCUGCAACGUGCCUAUGAGAAAUAUAUCGACCUAGUAAUUGUUAACGAGGACUACGACGAUACUUUCAGACAAGUGGUCUCCGCGUUAGACGCCUUAGCCACGGAACAUCAAUGGGUUCCCUUGAACUGGAUCUACUAGAUCGAGAAUCUCGAUCAUCAAGUGGUUCCAAACAAUGUACACGGAAUUGCUCGCGGCUUCGAACAUGUUUGUGCAUAACUGUGGAACACGCGAGAUCGACUCCGCUGAUCUUACCGUCACAACCGGUGUUCGUGCAAGCUCGACAUCGAGUGCAUCGUUAUUGCAAUUGUAUUUAUAGCAUUGUACCGCCGUGCAAUACAGCGAUUUUAUGGUCGUAUUAAAUACGUGUAUGUUUGAGUUUCUUUAUAGCGUGUCGUGUAUAUUGUUGAACGUAUAGAUACUUUUAAAUUAAUGACGCACUCGACUAGGGCGAGGAGGAAAACGACGAGUAUGUAUACAUGCAGACGAGCUUUUGUUUCUUCGAACGAACGGAUUACGAUUCUGUUCCCAAGGCGAAAGCUGUUUUGCCCGUUUGCUCUCCUGCCUACGAUCAGAAAAAUACUCCGGGCUACGAACGCCGACGGGAGACGGCGCCGAUGUUUCGCGUCACGACGUCAUUUUUUUACCAAGUACAACCGCGUACCGUUUAUGUUCUCUUAGGUUUUAUAAAAUGAGAUCCGUUCGUCUGCUAAAUUUCCGUACAAAAGACUCGCGCACAGGAAACGAAUCACGGAACGUUCAUGGGAAUGCGAUCGAACGAGUGAAAUAAUAGGGGAAUAACAGGGAAUUAGAAACGCUUCGUCGACACAAUUGUUUUCCCACGCAAAUCAUGCCGAUUUUACAUUCCCAUUUUUAUUGUUCGGAACCGAGAAUAGAGAACGGGUUGCGAUUAAUGUAAGCAUUAGACCGCCGUCCAGUUAAUUUUAGGGUACUACUGCCUAGUUUUAAUCUUUCUUCAACCCGCAUACAUGUAUGUACGUUUCAUUUACAAUUUAUCGUAGAAUCCACUUUGGUUUCUUUUAUAGCGAUACUUAUUAUUGCAUAUACGUAUUAUACAUAAUGUACUUGUACUGCAUCCUGUUUGUACCGCUCGUACACGCUGAACGUAAUUCCUGGCAUAGAGUGCCUUAAUAGCGCAAGCCCUUUAAACGGCUUGCGGCGAAGACCUACUAUGUCGAGACGAGAUAGAUAUUCUCUUAUAACUCGAGUUUUACGUAAGACACGUAUAAUAAUCAUACGGUUUUUCUAAUGCUCUAACGCGUCCGUAUAUGGAAACACAUCCAGUUGCUUUAUAGGCGCCUGGAUGGAAGGUUCGAAUCGUGCGAUGUGACACAAGAAAAAAUAAAGUUUAUCGAGCGUUUGUUA